AUGUCAACAACAACACAAACUUCGUAUAUGAUUGAUCGCAUUGAAAAUGAAGCUUUUAUUAGCACAUCAGUGAAAAAAGCUUUAUGCAACUUGUACGAAAAUCAAAUAAAAGGACUUCAUCAACAACAAAAUGAAUGUGAUAUGAUAAUAAAAUUAUAUGACGAAUUAAUUGAUGCAAUAAAAAAUGAUUUUCGUUCAUCAGAACAAUAUAAACAUGAUCAUCAAAUACAAGAUGUACACGAUCAAUUAAAAACCAAUCUUAAUAAUUGGAAAAAUAAAUGGUUGGAAUUAGUCAUUGAUACACAACAAUUGGAAAAAGCAUUUAAGGAAUUUAUGGAUUGUCUUGAGUCCAGUUUUAGUGCUGUGUUCACGAUUUUCGAACAUGUUUCGAAAAAGACAAACGAUUUUGAAAAAGAAAAUGAAGAAUUCAGGAAUAAUUUACAACAAGUUAAAACAAAACUCAAUGAAAUAGAAAUAAGUGAAAAGAGAAGAGUUGAAAAAGAAAAAAUUCUUGAAAAACGUAUACUUAUUCGUGAUUUAUUUCUCAUGGCUCACAAAAAAUUACAUGAAGAAAUAGACAAACGUGCAUUACGAAAAUAUGUAUUAAGUAUCGUGUAUGAAAAUGAUAUAAUCGAAUUAUCGAAUAAAUAUACUUUUUUGUUCAAACUUGUCCAUGAUAUAUCGAUAGAAUUUAAAAUUAGUGAAGAAAAAUUAUUAAAAUACCUUCAAGAAACGAAAGAAGUAAAUGAUGAUUUUCAUUUAGCUAAGGAAAUCAAACAAUAUGCUGUCAGUCAUAGUACGACUAAAGAUUAUAAAUUAGAUGAAUUUCUGGAAUUACAACAUAUGCAUCAACUUGAUUCUGACAGUUUUUCGAUUUUUCAAACAGUUUUUUCACAACUAUGCACAAUUAUUAACAAUAGUUCAAACAACCAUCCACCAGCAAAUAAUCCAAAAGUAUUUCGUGUUGGCGAUAAAGUAUUGGUAUUAUUGAAUGAUGCUAAAUUAUAUCCAGCAAAAUUAAUCAGAUUUGGUUUAAAAAAUGAAUGGAUGACUGAAUUUGAUGAUAAAACACAAGGCAGACGAUGGAUAUCACCAAAUCGAUUAUUCUUUCGUGAAGACUUUAAAUGA
Molecule: messenger RNA, 1128 nt
Organism: Rotaria sp. Silwood1
Lineage: Eukaryota; Metazoa; Rotifera; Eurotatoria; Philodinida; Philodinidae
Source: the annotation of a GenBank genome assembly